AUGUCUCCAAAAGCUGAAAAGAAGCCAGCCUCCAAGGCCCCAGCUGAGAAGAAGCCAGCUGCCAAGAAAACUGCGUCUUCCAUGGACGCCAGCAAAAAGAGAGUCAAGGUCAGAAAGGAAACUUACUCUUCUUACAUCUACAAGGUUUUGAAGCAGACACAUCCUGACACUGGUAUCUCUCAGAAAUCCAUGUCGAUUUUGAACUCUUUUGUCAACGAUAUUUUCGAGAGAAUAGCCACUGAAGCCUCUAAACUAGCUGCUUACAACAAGAAGUCGACGAUCUCUGCUAGAGAAAUCCAAACCGCCGUCAGAUUGAUUUUGCCCGGUGAAUUGGCUAAGCACGCUGUCUCUGAAGGUACCAGAGCGGUCACCAAAUACUCCUCCUCCACUCAAGCUUAA
Messenger RNA from Lachancea meyersii CBS 8951, 399 nucleotides. Lineage: Eukaryota; Fungi; Ascomycota; Saccharomycetes; Saccharomycetales; Saccharomycetaceae. The record is from the annotation of a GenBank genome assembly.